AGCCGAGCCGCGAUUGAACCCCAUCCCAAAUGGUAGCACAGCGCCAACUUGCUGGCCUUCCCCCACACUUCUUGUAUCAUCGAUUACCCGGCGUUGUCCCCUCUAGCCAAGAUUCAGUAUCCCCAGAGCCGCUUCCUCAUUGACUGGCUGCCCCCAUUUUAACACUUGAGGACGAACCUUGACCAUACAUCAAUUGGUUAUUUCAAAACAUUGAAAGGCUCCAUCAUGGCUGCACAGGUUCCUGAAGAAAUGAUGGCCAUUCAGGUCGUCGAAUACAACAAGCCUUACCAGGUCAACAAGAUCAAGGCCCCAGAUCCUAACAGGCUCGGGCCCUACGAUAUUCUCGUCAAGGUUGCUGUGGCAUCUUACUGUCACACUGAUAGCAUGAUUCAAUCUGGGAUUUUCGGCACAACUCUCCCUGUGACGGGUUCUCAUGAGGGCGCCGGGACCGUGGUGGCGGCAGGCUCGUCCUCGGAUCUGAAACCCGGCGACCGAGUGAUGUGCGGUCUGCCCUUCCACCCAUGCGGCGAGUGCCCUGAAUGCACCGGCCCCAAUGAAAAUUGGAGGCAGUACUGUGAGAACACCGAAGGUCACUGCGGCGUACACCGGGAUGGUUUCUUCGCCGAGUAUGCCGUCUGUGAUGCGCGCACCAGCACCAAGCUCCCGAACGAGAUUUCUUUUUUGAGUGCUGCACCUCUAGCUUGUGCCGGCAGGACGGUAUGGAGAGGCGUUGAACAGGCAGACCUCAAAGAGGGCCAGUGGCUCGCGAUUGUUGGAAGCGGAGGAGGCUUAGGGCAUCUGGGGGUACAAUUUGCCAAGAAGAAAGGGCUAAAAGUCAUAGGAAUCGAUGCGAGGGAUGACGGACUGCAGAUAUCAGAGGCUCUUGGUGCCGACGUCGUCAUCGAUGCGAGGAAAGGAAAGGAGGCGGUAGUGGAGCAGGUCCGGGAGGUAACGCGAGACGCGAAUCCAGGGAACCCGGGAGUCGACGCAACUGUUACUCUUUCCGAUGCGAACUCGGCUGCAGCGCUGGGCUGUGCAAUCACCAAGAAGCACGCGACCAUGGUACAAAUUGCCCAGCCGAAGGACGUGGUCAUCCCUUUCAGCGAAUUUGUCUUCCGGGAUGUCAGGGUCAAAGGAAGCGUCGUCAGCUCACCCGGGGAGAGCAAUGCCAUGGUCCGCUUCAUUGCUGAAACCGGCAUCAAAGUCAAGACGAACAUCUUUCACGGCCUGGACCAGAUCGAAAACUUGCUUGACAUGGUUCACAGUGGAAAGAUACAGGGUAAAGCGGUCAUUGUGGUUGAUAAAGAGCAAAUUUCAAAAGAGGAACAGUUGGGAGCCAAGUACUGAGUGGUGGAAGGACUGAGUGAGGGUAUUGAAGUAUUUGCAGAGCCCCGAAUUCGGGGCUUACCUUUGCAAAGCUUUUGUCAUCCCAGUCACUUCUUCCCAGUCAGGUCUCCUCGAUCAUAUGUUUUCUCUUAUGGGCCAUUAGGCAACAGUUUGAGAUUCUCAAUACUACACGUGAUGCAGCAAAAA
Molecule: messenger RNA, 1533 nt
Organism: Diaporthe batatas
Lineage: Eukaryota; Fungi; Ascomycota; Sordariomycetes; Diaporthales; Diaporthaceae
Exons: 3
Coding region: 226-1347 (373 amino acids)
Molecular function (GO): oxidoreductase activity
Source: RefSeq, a predicted model, not a curated record